This is a messenger RNA of Ilex paraguariensis (yerba mate), 1627 nucleotides long. The record is from the annotation of a GenBank genome assembly. Lineage: Eukaryota; Viridiplantae; Streptophyta; Magnoliopsida; Aquifoliales; Aquifoliaceae.
AUGUUUAAUAGUAAGAAGCAGAAUAGAAUGGGAAUAGAGCAUACUGGAGGUGCACUACUCCAUAAUGAACAUACGACUCAAACAAAUGUUUCUAUCAUGGUUUCAAGUAAGAGCCACUUUCGGGAGUCAAUUUUGACAUUGACAGAGCAUACUGAUAAGCAGGUCCAUCAAAUUGCACGAAACUUCCGAGAUAGGUGGAUCCCUCGAUAUCUAAGAAAAAAUAGCUGCGCUGAGAGAGAUGAUGGCAGGAUGGAAUUUCACCAUGGUUCAAAUUGCAAUAGAGUAUUGGUAUCACACCAUCAAUGGUGUGCCCAGGGUGUAAGAGCUACAGAAGCAAUAGAAUGUGUAAACCAAUCAGUUCAUGCAACCACUGUAGCUGAUGUGGACUUGUCUGCAUCACAUGUUAGUGGUUUGGUGACCAACGGGACAAAGAAUCGCAAGCGUAAAAGCCAAUGGGACCAGUCAGUAGCGGUCAGCCUAGAUUCAAGAUCUCAUCACAAGGAACCCAGGAUUCCUCAAAAUGAAACUAACAUGACAGAUAAUGGAAGCCAGAACAUCGACGACGAUGUUCCUCCUGGAUUUGAUUUUCCUCCUGGAUUUUCGCUUCCGCUUCAUGGCUCUUUGGUUCCCUCUAAUGCUGCUUCAUCUACUACCGAUUACCACCAAGAAAAAGUGCAGGGUCCAUGUGAAGUGGUAAUUGGGCAACCACAAGAGCGAUUCAUUUCGCACAUGCUUAUCUCGUAUGGCAUUCCGAUGUCUGUUGCACAGCAGUUUGGAGUACCUCAAACAGAAACGGCUGAGAGUUGGAUUGUUGCCCCAGCCAUGCCUUUCCUUCCUUUUCCACCGUUGCCCCCAUAUCCCCGUGACAAGAGAGAUCCUUCACCUUGUGCUACUACUAACCCUGUGACAAGGAGCCAACCUGCAGAAAUACACACAUUGGGCAUCCAUAAUCCGCCUGUUUAUCACUCAACUCCAAGCACAUCGGGUGCAGGCCCACCGUAUGUGGAAACACCCACUACAAUCAACCAACACAAUUUUCAGCUAGGAAGGGGGUCCUGUUAUAGUUUGGAAAGGGAAUGCUUCAGGCAGCCGAACUGGAAUAAUACAAACCUCCCACCCCCUUGGAUCCGGAAUAGAAAUGGUUGGGGAUUUACAGGAAACAACCCAAAAUAUGAGACGGGUGUAGGGACUACUGCAAAUGAGUUCGGAGGUCCGUAUUGGUAAGAGGUAAAGAUGCCCUGGAAUACUUUUCAUCAGCAUUAAACUCACUAAAAUGAGCAUGAACUAUAGGAGAAACGCCGAGGAGCUUCUAAAUUUUCUUCUAUGCUCCUGCCCCUCUAUUUGCAUUUUAUUUUUUUUCUUAUAAAGAAAGUCCUACCUAUUUGAAGUUAAGAACAACAGCCAUUCCAGUUCAUCUAUGUGCUUCCGGGGAUAAUGGAUAACUCACACCUCUAGGAGGUAAUUCUUCAUUGUGUUACAUUUAUUGAAUUGAAAAGAAAGGAACUUUUUCAAUAAAAGAUUGGUCAAUCACCCUUGGUGGUCUACUUGGUUAUGUACUCUCUCUCUCUCUCCUUCUGUGACUUGACAUGCUGGACAUGGAAAGAACUGUUCAGAAAUUCUUUCCAAU